AUGGGUUUCGCUCAAAGAAUAUAUCAGCGGAUUUCAAGAUCAUCUGAAAAUAAAGCCCUGGAUGAGGAUAAGAGAAAGCCCAAGACUUCCUCUAGAUUCUCCUUCUUUCGGAGACCUUUAAAGCUUAGAAGCGAUUCAAGUUUUACAAUACCUCUUGGGGCCGUUCUCCUAUUUCCAUGUAUAGUCGUCGCUCUUAUCCUUGUUUUGAUUGUUCGGCAUCCGGAAUCGGGGGUUGGAAUAUUAAGGCCUGCAGGAGCACCGCCAGCUAUCAGGAAGAUUAGUGAAGAGCAUGACAAGGUUUUUGUAACUGGGUGCUUAGAACCAGAUACAUCUCAACCAAGAGCCAAUGCAGCUUUUGUCGUGCUUGCGAGAAACAAGGAGCUAGACGGUGUGAUACAGUCUAUCAAGUCUAUCGAGAGACACUUUAAUCGCUGGUACAAAUACCCGUAUGUAUUUUUAAAUGACGCGGAAUUCAACUCAACGUUCAAAGAGACAGUGGCCAAUUACACUAGCUCGUCUAUCGAGUUUGGCACUAUCGACCCAAAAAUGUGGGGAUUCCCAGACUGGAUUGAUCCUAAGGUGGCAAAAGAAGGUAUAGCAAAGCAGGGAGACGCCGCUAUCAUGUACGGUGGAAUGGAGAGUUAUCAUGCUAUGUGCAGAUUCUACUCUGGAUUUUUUUACAAACACAAACUUCUCGAAAAGUAUGAGUGGUACUGGCGAUUGGAACCAGAGAUCAAAUACUUUUGUGAUAUCACAUAUGAUCCAUUCUUGAGGAUGAUCGAAGCAAAUAAGACAUACGGCUUCACCAUAGCAGUUAAGGAACUCAAAGAGACUGUGCCCAAUAUAUUUAGAUAUGCCUCCGCGUACAAGAGAGUUAAUAAUCUGACAUCGCGAGGCCUUUGGGAAAUGUUUAUAGAGCCACCGCCUGAAGCGCAGGGACUUUCGGAUGAUGAGCUUAAGCACAAUCAUCAUUCCUUGCCCGAAGAAAUCUUGCGUGGGGACCCAUCACACACUUCCUUACCAGAAAUAGACCCAGAGGCAAUGGAAGGUGAAAAGUACAACAUGUGCCAUUUCUGGUCUAAUUUUGAGAUCGCCAAGCUCAGCUGGUUUAGGAGUAAAGAAUAUGAAGACUUCUUUCAAAUGAUGGACCGAAGCGGAGGGUUUUGGUUUGAGAGGUGGGGAGAUGCACCGAUUCAUUCACUUGCUGCCGGUGCGCUCUUAGCACCUAAAGAUAUUCAUUAUUUCCGCGAUUUUGGGUAUCGUCACACGACUAUCCAGCACUGUCCAGCAAAUGCCCCAGCACGUCAGAUGCCACGCUUACCUUUUCUCGAGAUGACGACCACCGACGAAAAGAAAAGAAGAGAAGAGGAUGAGUACUGGGAGUCAUGGGACCCAGUGAAAGAAAAUGGAGUUGGAUGUAGAUGUAGAUGUGACACCGACAUCGUGGACGUAGAAGGAAAGCAAGGUAGUUGCUUAGCGGAGUGGGUAGAUGUAGCGGGUGGGUGGGCGAGUCCUUGA
Blumeria graminis f. sp. triticale is the source of this 1518-nucleotide messenger RNA. NCBI's taxonomy places the organism in Eukaryota, Fungi, Ascomycota, Leotiomycetes, Helotiales, Erysiphaceae. The record is from the annotation of a GenBank genome assembly.